This is a messenger RNA of Mus musculus (house mouse), 5786 nucleotides long. It is a transcript of the gene Ccdc7a, whose product is annotated as coiled-coil domain containing 7A. The record is from RefSeq and is marked validated. Lineage: Eukaryota; Metazoa; Chordata; Mammalia; Rodentia; Muridae. The coding region runs from base 395 to 5446 and encodes 1683 amino acids. The transcript has 58 exons.
GGUCGGUUGUUACCACCCUGGGCGCAAAGGCCCCCCUUUCCCUUUCAGCACAGAUGUCAGUUUGUACUGGGGCAGAGCUGUUGUCUGGAGAGUUUGCUGGCAUCUUCCAAAGAGGUGUAGGAAACGCGGAAUUUACAACUUUCUCAGACAAAUAGAUUCUCACCUUCCAGCCUGCCACCCCAAAGCCAAGCCACCCAGUAAGACCACUUCCAACAGCCUCAGCAGCAUUCCGAUCCUCCUUGAGAGCAAAUGAUAUUCACAUCAGGUCAUCAUGUAUACAAUUCAGGACUUACCUUCAGAAUGAUGAAAGCACAGAGAGGAUAACAGAUCCUGCAGCACAACUGGAGGUACUGAAUUUUUCAUAAGUAAUUUGGAAGCUAAAUCAAUCACAAAAAUGAAAUGUGCAAAGCAUCCAUCAACCAUUAGUAUGAAAUUGACAAGUGUUCCAGAAUUACCUUAUAAGAAAGGCUUACUGAAUUCAUCACCUAAGCCAAAAGAAAAACAUAAUGCCAAGUCAAAGUAUGGUAAAAAUGAAUCAAUGGUCCUGAGGUCGCCACCCACAGGAGAGUCAAUUGUACGCUUUGCCUUGCCAAUACCAUUGAGUAAAACGAAGGACAAAAUAUCAGCUGAUGAAAUGGUCAGGAGGAUUACCACAAAUCUGAAGAUGGUUGUUUCUAACUUGGAAGACACCUAUGGAGCUUGCUAUGAUAAUGGAGAAAAAGCAGCAGAAAAAAGUGAAGCAGAAGGCUUGUCUAUUGGUGAUGAUGUGAGUUCGUUCUUGUUGUGCUGUUCACAAUUUACAUCUCAGCUGGAAGAAGCAGUUAAGGAAGAAUGUGGCGCUUUGGAGUCUCUUUACAAGUGGUUUCAGCAACAAGUCAACCAAAUGGAGGAGAUUAGCAAGGACCAAAGUAAUUUAGAAGAACUUCAAUCAGAUGGUAAAACGGCCAGUUUGAACAUUGUACAAAUUGCAAAACUGGCACGUAAAUUCGAAGAUUUUAAAAGUCGCCUAAAAACGCGCAAGGAGGUCAUGCAGACUAAAAAUGAGGAUAAAGAGAUAAUGGCAGAAACAUUGAAACAUUAUGGACUUAUGGAAAAGCAGAUUGAAGAGUUCAUAACAUCCCAUUCAGCUUUAGAAUCUCAAACUGAAACUGAAAGUCAGUCAGGAACUCCUUCAGUGACUACUCGGAUGGCCAGGAUGAUAAAAAUAUUUGAAAAUCAGUCAACUAUGUUAGAGAAAGCUUUAAAUGAUCAGCAAACAAUUGAGUCUAAAUAUAAACAGUUGGAAACUGAUUUUCAAAUGUUAAUAAUGGAGAAAACCCUGCUGGAAGCAGAAAUACGAAGGCUGAGAGAAAUAGAGAGAGUAAAGUCUGCAGCCAAAGAAGAGCAAACCAAGAAAUCUGGAAAAUCAGAAAAGAAAAAAUUUAAAGAGAAGGAAAAGAAUCUAUCUCCAAAUAGAGAAUUUAAAUCAAUUGAAGAACUGCUUCAAAUCCAAAAAGAAGCAGAACUCCUGAAAACAGAGAAGAAAACCCUUCAAGGACAACUGAAAUGGGCUUUAGAGGAAGCUGAAAGAAAUAAGACUCAACUCGAAUUUGUCCUACAUCAAAAGAUGGAGAUGUUUAAAGAAGAGAGUAAAACAAAAGUGGGCCAGAGUCAGAAUAAAUCAAAGGUUAAGAUUGAAGAUUCAAAGGAUUCCUUACCAAAGAAGAGUGACACACAGUUGGGUGGACAAAGGAAGGAUCAGAUCUCAUCUGAUCAAAGUAAAAGGUCAGUUGGUGAAAGACCGAAGAAGAAACAACUCGCUGAUAUAGAUCCUUCAGCUGUAGAGGAUUUCCCACCAGAGACCUUUAAGUCAUUUACAGUAAUGCCUUUAAUAGAGGAGCACCGAGAAUCAAUCUCGUCCCAGCCGAAAGAAGAAAUGGCUAAAGCAUCAGAACAAUCAGAAGCAGAAGACAUUGAAGGUCCUUUGGAGAUACCAAGUGAAAGUUCAAAUGAAGAUGAUGAUUUGCUGCCAGAAGAUGAAUCGCCUAUGAUGGAGCAAGUCACAGACGUAGGAAGAUACAAAUCAAUUUAUAUCUCUGCAGAACCAAUUGAUACCAUGAGUUUAAUUUCAAGAACACAAUCUGAAAUGGAGACUCUUGAGGCCAUCAAUUAUGAUAAUGUGCUUAAUGAAGGAGAAGAGCAAGAUAAAAAAAUUGGCAAAGACUCAGACACAGGAAGAAAAUCAAAGAGAAAAAGAAGUUCUAAGAUUAGGAAACUGUCUACUCAUGAGGAGGAAUCAGAUAUAGUGCACUAUGAAGAAGCAACAAAAGCCAAAGUUCCAUCAAAGAAGCGAGCCUCUGAUCCAUAUGGUGAUGAAGCAUAUGAGAGUCGAGGCUCAGUUUCAAAAGCACAAACAUAUACAAAGAAACAAGGAACUCACCAAAGAGGAAGAGGCAGUGCCUCUGACGCAUAUGGUGAUGAAGCAUAUGAGAGUCGAGGCUCAAUUUCAAAAGCACAAACAUAUACAAGGAAACAAGGAACUCACCAAAGAGGAAGAGGCAGUGUUCAAGAGGAGGAAUCAGAUACAGUGCACUAUGAAGAAGUAACAAGAGCCAAAGUUCCAUCAAAAAAGCAAGCCUCUGAUCCAUAUGGUGAUGAAGCAUAUGAGAGUCAAGGCUCAGUUUCAAAAGCACACACACAUACAAAGAAACAAGGAACUCACCAAAGAGGAAGAGGCAGUGUUCAUGAGGAGGAAUCAGAUACAAUGAACUAUGAAGUACCAAGAAAAUCUAAAAUUUCUUCUAGAAGAAAAGGAUUUGCUCUUCCUAUUACACAUCAGGUUGAAAUGCACAGUUCUGAGAGUCAAGGAUCAAUCUCAAAAUCAAACACAGAAACAAAGAAACAAGGAACUCACAAAAGAGGAAGAGACAGUGAUGCUGAUGGAGCACGUACACCUGUGAGUCAAGGGUCAGACUCAAAAGCAGACACAGAAAGAAAGAAACACAGAUCUAAAGAAGAAAGCACCAUCAGUAAGGACAGUAUUCCAGUUUUAGAUGAAGUGCAAGACAAAACCUUUGAACAUCAAGAGUCAGGAUUAAGAUUAGAAGUUCAGGCAAAGAAACUAACGUUCAGCUCUCAAAAUAUUCACAAUGAAGAAUCAGCUACAGAUAUUAAAGUGGAGUAUCAAAAUGUACCAUCAAGCUCCCAAGUCCAGUUAAAGAAGCAAAAGCCUUUGGGAGGAGAAAUAUUUACUACUCAUUUUGUAGUACCAGCGGAAAGUCAUGCACAAUUAUAUCAAACGCAUACACCAGAAACACAGAUAGAAAGAGGAACAACUUCUGGCACUGCAAGACUCACUACAAUUCCUGUAGAACACCCUAAAAAGGAAGCAUCACCGGACAAUCUAUUUCCUGAGAAGAAACUUUAUAUAACUAGAGCCCCGACUCAGACCAAGAAACAGUACCCUCCUUGGGACGCUAAGGCAGAGAGUCAGAACAUCGAGCUAAGGUCUGAUGAAAAUUAUAUGUCAGUAGACCCAACAUCAAAAGAUCAUCCUCAAUUUAAGAAACUGAAAACUACCCACAUAGAAAACACUGCUCAGAAAAAAACAGUCAAAGAAGUUCAGGGGAUAUCAGAACCUCAGACAAAACUGAACCCAACGAUGAGUGGCAUCAUAUUACACUUGGACAUGGACAGAGUGGUUGAGACUGACCUAGAAAACUUGGAAGAGACCAUUGUACCACAUGUAUUAAGAAGUGAACUUGAGAUUGGCACAGAUGCAAAAAAUAUGCCUGAAACACCCACAUCAAGGGAAGCAGUGAGAACAGAGGCAAAGGGUAAUCAAGAUGUGACUAUUUCCAUCGCUAAAGGCAUGAAACUAAUUGGAAAACUGAAAGAUCAACAUGGUUUGAGUUCAUUUGCAAGUAAAGAUACCAUUAGUCCAGGGAAGAGCCUGAUAAAGUCAUCCAGAGACAAUCAAGAUGACAGUUUAUUGGAAACCAAACCUCAAGAAAAUACAAGUGACAAGUACCACCCAUCAAAGACAUUUCCAACAAAAGUGAUCAACAUGUUACCCUUCUCUGAAAAAUCCUUGGGAAGCACUUCAGCAAAUGUGGAUGUAGCUCCAAAACCAGUUUAUAGGGCAUCAAGGGGAAGGUCAAGAAUCUCUAAAGCCUUACAGCAGUUAUUAAAGACUUCAGAGCAUCUGAAACCAACCAGUACAAAAAACCAAAAUGCUGAUCUUGAGAAACACCUGUAUAUUUCAGUCAGAUCUGCAAAUAAACAUACACAAAAAGAUAAAAAACAUGGGCAGUCUAACAAUCAAAAGUUAAAGAAACAAGGUGCUUUGUCAUCUACCAAAAAGCAGAAACAUAAAGAACAGCCUAAAACUGAAACAAUAGUUGAAAAUAAUGAUAAGUUUGAUGAUAAUCUGAUGAUGACUACCUCUUCUCCAAAUAUCAAAAUCAUUAAAGAGCUAUCUAAAACUUUGAAUUUAGAUGGUGGAGAUAUUGAACUUUCAGACUUUGUGUUCAAGACAGCAUCUGCUGCAAAGAAACUUGAGAAUAAAGGGCCAUCUAAAACCAAAAACUUAAACAAGGAAAGUUCUCGAGAUAUUCAUAUCCUGCACCUGACAACCUCUGCUAUAAGGACACUUUUGUUAGACGAGGAAGCUAAAAUUAGGAGCUUAGAGAAGAAAUUAAUGAAACAAUCAACAAUUCUGCAGAAAUCAGUCUCUUCUAUGAAGAAGUUUAUGUUUGAAGAGCCAUCUAGAGAGACUAAAAUGAAAAGAAAGAAAAGAGAGAAAAGAAAGAUCGUUGUUAAAAGUCCACACAUUCUGCCCAUCACUACUACACAAAAGCACACUAUUAAAGAGAAAUCUGAAAUUAGUAACUUAGAAAAGCCAAUUGUUAGAGGAACAGAUAUUCUGAAAAAGUCAACCUCUGCUCGGAAGAAACGUGUGCUCAAAGGGAAGUCUAAAUCUGCAACGUUACCCAAGAAAUGUGAUAACUUUCCAUUUGAUCUGGUUCGUUCAUCAUCUGACUCCAGCAAACAAGAGGUUGAAGAGCAACCUAAGCCUGGAAAUGUAGACAAGAAAGUUUCUGAUGAUUCUUACAGUCCGGACAUUUCAACAACUCCCACAAAGAAGCAUACACUAAAAGGGCAGUCUAAAUCUAGAACAAUAUACGAGAAAGGGGUUGACCUUCCAAAUAAUCUGGUCCUUUCAAAAUCUGCCUCCAGUAUACAAGAGUUUGAAGAGCAACCUCAGCCUGGAAAUGUAGACAAGAAAGUUUCUGAUGAUUCUUACAGUCCGGACAUUUCAACAUCUCCCACAAAGAAGCAUACACUAAAAGGUCAGCCUAAGUCUGAAAACUCUGACGAAAAAGGUAUCAAACGUCCAAAUAAUCUGCACAUGUCUGCCUCUGUUGCAAGGAAGCGCCUCCUUAAAGCAUUAAGUACUAUUCCAUGAAAGCUUACUGGACUUCUACACUUGAAAGAAUCCUAGUGGUAAGCAGCAUGAAGAUAUUCAUGGACGCAGUGAGGCAAAUCGCAAUAGGAACCAAUGUGUGGGAAGCCAUAUGAGUGGAUGGUAUUUAUAGAACAGAGUGGUGUGGAAGGUCCCUGAUGAAUAGGGUAGGACCAGAUCAUGAAAGUCCUUCAAAGACAGCAGAACUCCUCAUCACUUUUUGGAACAGCUUGAACCUUAAGAUCGCUCUGUGGUUGCUGAUGUUCCGGCUUGCUUUGACUAGAUAAGAUGCUUCCAGUACCUUCUGGUGUGGUAAAAAGGCAAUUAAACGACAUCUGUGCUA